AUGUACUUUCAAAACGUGGAUCAGCCUCAGGAGCACAGUCAUCGAUCACAUCAGCAUGUCAUGGCUAAUUUAAUUCGUAUGCGCUUACACUGGGCUGUGGGAGAGAGGAACCGGGUGUUUACCCCCCGUUUGCCAGACGGGUCCUGGCAAAGUUACAGCAAAAACGACGGGUGGCAGUCCGAGUACCUGCACAGGAGCAUCGUGCCCACGAUGCACUACCAGAAGAGCUUGCCGAGGCUACCAAUUCCAAAACUUGAAGACACAAUCAGGCGGUAUUUAGCUGCUCAGAGGCCGCUCCUCAGUGAUGAUGACUAUAGUAAAACGGAGAAAAUGGCUUACGAGUUCCAGAAGGGGGUGGGAAAAGAACUGCACAGUGAGUUGGUUGCUCAAGACAAGAAGAACAAGCACACCAGCUAUAUCUCUGCCCUGUGGCUCAACAUGUACCUAACCCAACGUAAUUCAUUGGUAUUGAACUUCAGUCCCUUUAUGGCUUUAAACCUCGAUCCCAAGCCAGAGUACAAUGAUCAACUAGUGCGGUCAACGAACAUGGUGGUUUCAGCUGUCCGCCUCAUGAAGACGUUUCGUGCUGGCUUCCUGGAGCCUGAGGUUUUCCACCUGAACCCUGCUAAGAGUGGCACUGAUGCUUUCAAGAGUCUGAUUCGCUGGGUGCCACCAUCGUUGUCCUCAGUUGGGGCCUACUUGAUGAAAGCCUACCCCUUGGACAUGUCCCAGUUCUAUCACAUGUUCAACUCCACCCGCAUCCCCAGACAUGGUCGAGAUGAGCUUUUCACUGACGAGAAGGGCCGGCAUCUUCUAGUGAUGAGAAAAGGCAAUAUGUAUGUAUUUGAUGUGGUCGACCGAGAUGGGAACCUUGUGAAACCAGCAGAGAUCCAGGCACACCUGAAGUUCAUAUUGUCUGACCAAACUCCGGCACCGGCCUUCCCGCUCUCCUUCCUGAGCACUGAGAACCGGGAUGUGUGGGCAGGGUUGCGUGAAAAGUUGCUUGCUGCAGGGAAUGUGAAAGCCCUUGGGCUUGUGGACAGUGCACUCUUCUGCCUCUGCUUUGAUGAUGAGACUCUGCACGAUCCCAUCCAAGUCUUUCAUAACUUGCUGUGUGGUGACGGGUGCAACCGAUGGUAUGAUAAGUCAUUCAGCUUUAUUGUUACAAAAAAUGGGAGGGCUGGCAUCCAAUUUGAGCAUUCUUGGGCUGAUGGUCUAACUAUCUUUCGCUUGCUGAAUGAAAUUUUUAAGGACACUACAGAAUGGCCCCAGGUCAGCCCUGGCUCUCAAACAGCUGCAGCAGACUCAGCUUCUGCAGUGACAAAGUUGCAGUUCAAGCUGAAUGCAGAACUAGAAAACAGUAUCAGCAAGGCUAAAGAGAAGUUCCAGGCAGCUGUCUCCAAGCUGACCAUCGAUAUAGUGGAGUUCAAAAAGGGGGGCAAGGAGAUGCUGAGAAUGAAUAAGCUGAGCCCAGAUGCCAUGGCACAGCUGGCCUUUCAGAUGGGCUUCCUGCACCAGUACGGGCAGACGGCGAACAGCUAUGAGGCAUCCAGCACUGCAAAAUUUCUCCAUGGCCGCACAGAGACAAUCCGGUCAACAACCAUCCACACAAAGCGCUGCACACAUGCCUUUGUUCACCAAGCCAACCAGCACUCUGUGCAGGAACUGCGUGGGAUGCUGGAUGAGUGCUCCAGGUAUCACAAGCAGCUCAUUAAGGAGGCUGCAGUGGGCCAAGGAUUUGACCGACACCUUUUUGCCAUGCAGCAUUUGGCCACCUCCAAGGGUCUGCCUCUCCCAGCUUUCUACCAGGAUACUGCUUAUAGUACUAUGAACCACAACAUCCUCUCCUCAAGUAGCUUGACAAGUCCUGCCUUCAGUUUUGGAGGGUUUACUCCUAUGGUGCCUGAUGGAUUUGGGUUAGGUUAUAGUAUCCACAAAGAAUGGAUAAGCUGCUUUAUUUCCAGCUACCCAGCUCGAAAUGUUACGGAAUUCCAGCGGUGUGUUAAUAAGUCUUUGGAAGGCAUCUUCAGUGUGGUAGAAGGCAAACUUCUCCGUUAA
This is a messenger RNA of Scleropages formosus (Asian bonytongue), 2058 nucleotides long. RefSeq names its product carnitine O-palmitoyltransferase 2, mitochondrial-like. The record is from RefSeq and is a predicted model, not a curated record. Gene Ontology annotation, cellular component: mitochondrion. NCBI's taxonomy places the organism in Eukaryota, Metazoa, Chordata, Actinopteri, Osteoglossiformes, Osteoglossidae. The transcript has 6 exons. Gene Ontology annotation, molecular function: carnitine O-palmitoyltransferase activity. Gene Ontology annotation, biological process: fatty acid beta-oxidation. The coding region runs from base 1 to 2058 and encodes 685 amino acids.